GUCCAAUAACUUGUUUAAUCUAACAGAAUACCCGGGAGACAGCGUUUGCACUUAGAAAGAUGCCUUUGGGCAAGGCCAAGAGAUAUCUUGAGGAUGUCAUUGCACAUAAGCAAGCUAUACCCUUCCGGAGAUAUUGUGGAGGUGUUGGACGAACUGCUCAAGCUAAGAACCGUCACUCUAAUGGACAGGGUCGUUGGCCUGCUAAGUCCGCCAAGUUUAUUCUCGAUUUACUCAAGAAUGCUGAAAGCAAUGCUGAUGUGAAAGGCUUGGAUGUUGAUGCACUUUACAUAUCUCACAUUCAAGUGAACCAGGCCCAGAAGCAAAGGCGCAGAACAUACCGAGCCCAUGGACGAAUUAAUCCUUAUAUGUCAUCUCCUUGUCAUAUUGAAUUAAUGCUGUCUGAGAAGGAAGAACCAGUUAAGAAAGAGCCUGAUACACAGAUUGCACCCAGGAAGCCUAGGAAAGACCAACCUCUGCGAAGUGGCACCUCUUAAUUUUCUUUGUAGCGUUUGCUGUAGAAGCUUAAAUUAAGGAAAUUAAGGAGUUUUGAUUUAUUUUCCAUGGUUAUUUCAAAACAUUUUGUCAGAACUUAUUGCAUCUUUAUCUUUAAUUUCUUGCUGAUGUCUGAAAAGAGAUUAUUAGAAGACUUGACUUCUGGAGAAUAUGAAGUAUUUAGUAUUUGUGUGAA
This is a messenger RNA of Asparagus officinalis (garden asparagus), 688 nucleotides long. RefSeq names its product 60S ribosomal protein L17-like. Gene Ontology annotation, cellular component: cytosolic large ribosomal subunit; ribosome. The record is from RefSeq and is a predicted model, not a curated record. Gene Ontology annotation, biological process: cytoplasmic translation. The transcript is spliced from 4 exons. Gene Ontology annotation, molecular function: structural constituent of ribosome. Bases 60 to 494 code for a protein of 144 amino acids. NCBI's taxonomy places the organism in Eukaryota, Viridiplantae, Streptophyta, Magnoliopsida, Asparagales, Asparagaceae.